AUGUCUCCUCUCACUCGCCCGAUCGAAUCCCCAAGCAAAGUCGGUACUCCCAACGAGCUCCCAGCCAGACCCAGAUCUGGCUUUUUUUCGCCCCCGUCCAGUACGGGCCAUCCGAGUCCGCCGCAGGCGGAUCUCAUAAAGAAACCCCCGACCGACCUCGCCUCGAACGACGGCACCCCGGUGCCCGCGAGCGAAUCGAACGAGCAGUCCGUCGAGAAUGGAAAGGAAACUGCCGGCUGCCACGAGCAGCCAGUCGAGUACGAGACGGGACCUGAAUGGUCGCCGCGGGCCAUCAUGGCCAAAACACAGGUCGACGAAGACCUGAUAUCCGAGGUCCUGCACGAGAACGUGCAGAAUGAAGACCAGGAGAAGCGGAUGGAAGAUGAGAUCUUCCAGGCCGAGAUGGGGGAGAUGAAGGAGUCUGGGACCGCCGACGGUCCCCAUGUCGAGAAAGACACAGCCACGGCUGUUCUCGACGUCCCGUCUGCUCGCCCUGCGUCGCCGAUGAAGCAGGAUGUCACCGCUGAGCGGGGCACUGCCAAGGCCGAGCAGGACGUGCCCGGCAAACCCCAGGUCGCUGAAGACCAGAGACCCAAGGUCCCGCCCAAGAAGGGGAUGAGUGACGGCGAGAAGAUGCGGAUGGCAUUCUGGAUCUUCCAGGCCAGGAUGUGGGCGAUCAAGAAGUUUGGGACCGCCAAACCUGAGUGGUCCCGUGUUGCGGACUCGACACCCGCCGACGCUCCCGAAGAGCCGAGAUCUGAGGCCUCGUACAGGAAGGCGCUGGCUACCGACCAGAAGAGGCGGAUGGAAGAUAUUAUCUUCCGGGCCAAGAGGAGGGAGGAGAUGGCCGGUGGAGCUACCGGCGAGGACGAGAUAGAGGAGCUGCAGCAGCUUUCUCUCGACGUAUCGGCGGAAACCGACGCCGGAGAUGCACGCAUCCCGGAGGAGUCCAAGGACCCCGAGGGCAACUAG
Tricharina praecox is the source of this 972-nucleotide messenger RNA. RefSeq lists its product as uncharacterized. NCBI's taxonomy places the organism in Eukaryota, Fungi, Ascomycota, Pezizomycetes, Pezizales, Pyronemataceae. The transcript has a single exon. The record is from RefSeq and is a predicted model, not a curated record. Bases 1 to 972 code for a protein of 323 amino acids.